GAAACAUAAAGAAAUAGAGAGAGAUUUGGCAAUGGUGGUGGCGAUGAAUUGAUUGGGGAAAAAGGCAGAUUUCAUAUCUUCAACUCCUCUCUCAGUCGCUCACUCUGCCCCACCCACUACUACUCUACGACAAUUGACAGCCGCUCACUGCCUCUCUCUCAACCCUAUCGCUAAAGGAACCUUUUCUCCUUUUUCAAGUGUGCCCCGGAAUCAUUGCCGAGAGGACUAGUCGAUUUCGUUCUGAACGGCGUCUUCAGAAAACAGGGGAGAGCUGAGGCAAGGGGAUAUAUAUACGUGCAGAAUUGAAGAAGAAUAGGAGUCAUAGUUGAUUGAAAUGGCUUUCGAGCCAUUUGAGUGGUACUGCCAACCUGUCAAGAACGGGGUCUGGGCAAGAGCAGUGGAAAAUGCAUUUGGAGCUUACACCCCGUGUGCAACUGACUCUUUGGUUAUCUGCAUUUCCCAUCUGGUUCUUCUGGGGUUGUGCAUAAAUCGGCUAUGGCGGAUGAAAAGAGACUUCUCAGUUCAGAGAUUUCUCCUAAAAUCAAAUUAUUACAACUAUUUGUUGGGUCUGGUGGCUCUUUAUUGUACUGGAGAACCUUUGUUUAGAUUGAUGAUGGGAAUUUCAGCAUUCAACGUGGACGGCCAGCCUGGUCUUGCCCCAUAUGAGAUGGCUUCUUUAGUCAUUGAGGCUGUAACAUGGUGCACUAUGCUUUUGAUGAUUGGACUGGAGACAAAGGUGUACAUCCGUGAAUCACGUUGGUCUGUGAGGUUUGGGGUCAUUUAUGCUCUUGUAGGAGAUGCUGUAAUGCUGAACCUUGUUCUUUCUGUCAAGGAGUAUUAUGAUUGGUCAGUUCUCGCUUUGUAUGCUAGUGAAGUGGCUGUCCAGGUUUUAUUUGGUGUCCUCUUGGCUGUUUAUAUCCCUGAUUUGGAUCCCUAUCCGGGAUAUACCCCAAUGCAAACUGAAUCUGAGGACAAUACUGCUUAUGAAGAACUUCCUGGAGGGGAGCAAAUUUGUCCUGAGAGACGAGCCAACUUAAUUUCUCAAAUUACGUACUCAUGGAUGAGCCAGAUCAUGAAACUUGGUUAUAGAAGGCCUCUCACGGAGAAGGAUGUUUGGCAACUUGAUUCUUGGGAUAAAACAGAAACACUUAAUGACUCGUUCCAAAAAUCUUGGGCUAAGGAGAUUCGGAAACCCAAACCUUGGCUGUUAAGAGCUUUAAAUCGUAGCCUUGGUGGAAGAUUUUGGUGGGGAGGCUUCUGGAAGAUAGGGAAUGAUCUUUCUCAGUUUGUUGGUCCCCUUAUACUCAACCUUCUCUUAGAGUCAAUGCAACGAGGAGACCCAGCUUGGAUUGGUUACAUCUAUGCAUUCUCAAUUUUUGUUGGAGUGGUAGUUGGUGUGUUAUGCGAAGCUCAGUAUUUUCAGAAUGUCAUGCGUGUUGGCUAUCGUCUAAAAUCAACUUUGGUUGCUGCAGUUUUCCGCAAAUCUUUAAGGUUGACUCAUGAGAGCCGCAAAAUGUUUGCAUCUGGUAAAAUUACUAAUUUGAUGACUACAGAUGCUGAAGCUCUUCAGCAAAUAUGUCAAUCACUCCACACUUUGUGGUCAGCCCCUUUCCGAAUUAUUGUUUCCCUGAUUCUUCUUUACCAGCAGCUGGGUAUUGCUGCUCUUCUCGGGGCACUUUUGCUUGUUCUUCUAUUUCCUAUACAGACAUUUGUUAUAAGCAAGAUGCAAAAGCUGACAAAAGAAGGAUUACAACGUACAGACAAGAGAAUUGGGCUCAUGAAUGAAAUAUUGGCUGCUAUGGAUACUGUCAAAUGUUAUGCAUGGGAGAAUAGUUUCCAGACUAAGGUUCAAAUUGUCAGGAAUGAUGAGUUAUCAUGGUACCGGAAAGCUCAGCUGCUUGGAGCUUUGAACAGUUUCAUGCUUAACAGCGUACCUGUUGUGGUGAUUGUAAUUUCAUUUGGUAUAUUCACUUUACUUGGAGGAGAUUUGACACCUGCAAGGGCCUUCACAUCUCUGUCAUUAUUUGCUGUCUUACGUUUCCCACUUUUCAUGCUUCCAAAUAUUAUAACACAGGUUGUUAACGCAAAUGUCUCACUGAAACGUCUGGAGGACCUUCUUCUAGCCGAUGAACAAGCUCUCUUUCCUAAUCCACCCAUUGAACCAGGAUUACCAGCUAUCUCAAUCAGGAAUGGAUACUUUUCUUGGGAGGCAAAGGCAGAAAGGCCAACUUUGUCAGAUAUCAACUUGGAUAUACCAAUCGGUAGCUUAGUUGCUAUUGUUGGCAGCACUGGGGAAGGAAAGACAUCCCUUGUGUCAGCAAUGCUUGGAGAGCUUCCUCCAGUGGCAGAUGCAAAUGUGGUCAUCAGAGGGAAUGUUGCUUAUGUACCACAAGUUUCAUGGAUUUUUAAUGCUACAGUCCGUGACAACAUACUGUUUGGUUCCCCAUUUGAACCUGCAAGGUAUGAGAAGUCGAUAGAUAUAACCUGCCUGCAGCAUGAUCUUGAAGUACUGCCAGGUGGUGAUCUUACUGAAAUAGGAGAACGUGGGGUCAAUAUCAGUGGAGGGCAAAAACAGAGGGUAUCCUUGGCUCGGGCUGUUUAUUCUAAUUCAGAUGUUUACAUAUUUGAUGAUCCUCUAAGUGCUCUGGAUGCACACGUGGGACGUCAGGUUUUUGAGAAAUGCAUCAAAACAGAAUUAAGAGGGAAAACAAGAGUUCUAGUCACGAAUCAGCUACAUUUUCUGUCAGAAGUGGAUAGAAUUCUCUUGGUGCAUGAAGGUACAGUGAAAGAGGAGGGAACAUAUGAAGAGCUCUCAAACAAUGGCAUUCUAUUCCAGAAAUUGAUGGAAAAUGCUGGAAAAAUGGAAGAGUAUGUAGAAGAACCAGAAGAUGUUGGAAAAGUUGAUGAUAAAGACUCUAAGCCCACCGUUAAUGGUACGAACAAUGAGAUGUCCAGAGAUGAAAACCACACACACAAAAAAGAAGGGAAGUCUAUCCUUAUAAAGCAGGAAGAACGAGAAACUGGUGUUGUGAGCUGGAGUGUUUUGAUGAGAUACAAAAAUGCUUUAGGAGGUGCUUGGGUUGUUAUGAUUAUGUUUUCAUGCUAUGUUUCAACGGAAGUCCUGCGAAUUUCAAGCAGUACAUGGCUAAGUUAUUGGACAGAUGAAGGGAGCCACCAGGAUACACAUGGGCCAUUAUACUACAACUCGAUUUAUUCACUCCUCUCAUUUGGUCAAGUUCUGGUUACUUUAAUAAAUUCAUUUUGGUUGAUCACUUCAAGCCUUUAUGCUGCCCGAAGAUUGCACAAUGCCAUGCUAGAUUCUAUUCUUAGAGCUCCAAUGGUGUUCUUUCACACGAAUCCACUUGGACGAAUCAUCAAUAGAUUCGCCAAGGAUCUAGGUGACAUUGAUCGAACUGUCGCUCCUUUUGCGAACAUGUUUCUAGGUCAAGUGUCACAGCUUAUUUCAACAUUUGUACUCAUUGGAAUAGUCAGUACAAUGUCUUUGUGGGCCAUUAUGCCUCUUCUGGUCUUGUUUUAUGUAGCCUAUCUAUACUACCAGAGCACAGCCAGAGAAGUAAAGCGCUUGGACUCCAUCAGUCGGUCUCCUGUGUAUGCCCAGUUUGGAGAAGCACUUAAUGGUGUUUCAACUAUUCGUGCAUAUAAAGCACAUGAUCGGAUGUCCACCAUCAAUGGGAAUUCAAUGGACAACAAUAUCAGAUUUACUCUUGUUAGCAUGAGUGGGAACCGCUGGCUUGCCAUUCGUUUAGAGACAGUAGGAGGCCUUAUGAUUUGGUUUACAGCAGCCUUUGCUGUUUUACAGAACGGAAGAGCAGAGAACCAAGAAGCGUUUGCCUCUACAAUGGGGUUGCUUCUCAGUUAUGCGUUGAACAUUACAAGCUUAUUGACUGCUGUUCUACGACUUGCUAGUCUGGCAGAAAAUAGUUUGAAUGCUGUUGAGCGCGUUGGCACUUAUAUAGAUCUGCCGUCAGAAGGUCCAGCCAUAAUUGAGGAUAGCCGCCCACCUCCCGGCUGGCCUUCCGCUGGAUCCAUUCGAUUUGAAGAUGUUGUUCUACGAUAUAGGCCAGAACUCCCUCCUGUUCUACAUGGAAUAUCCUUCAGCAUUUCUCCAAGUGAUAAGGUUGGAAUAGUUGGAAGGACAGGGGCUGGGAAAUCGAGCAUGCUAAAUGCUUUGUUCCGAAUGGUUGAGCUGGAAAAGGGAAGAAUACUGAUUGAUGAUUGUGACGUUUCAAAGUUUGGAUUAAUGGACCUCCGAAAGGUUCUUGGCAUCAUUCCACAGUCGCCUGUCCUUUUCUCAGGAACCGUUAGGUUUAAUCUUGACCCAUUCAACGAACACAAUGAUGCUGACCUGUGGGAGUCUUUAGAAAGGGCACACCUAAAAGAUGUCAUCAGGCGGAAUCCUUUGGGCCUUGAAGCUGAGGUCUCUGAAGCAGGGGAUAAUUUCAGUGUCGGGCAGCGACAGUUAUUGUCUCUUUCUAGAGCAUUACUUCGGAGAUCAAAGAUUCUAGUUCUUGAUGAAGCAACAGCUGCUGUGGAUGUCAGAACUGAUGCGCUCAUCCAGAAGACUAUCCGCGAAGAGUUCAAAUCCUGCACAAUGUUGAUCAUUGCUCACCGCUUGAAUACCAUCAUUGACUGCGACAAUAUCCUUCUACUCGAUGCUGGCAAGGUUCUCGAAUUCGACACUCCUGAAGCACUGCUGCGGAAAGAAGGCAGUGCAUUCUCUAAGAUGGUGCAGAGCACAGGGACUGCAAACGCCGAAUAUCUGCGUGGCCUCGUGCUUAGAGAGGGCGAAAAGCGCGCAAAAGAGAAACAGCUGGAUGGGCAACGGAGAUGGCUCGCCUCGUCUCGCUGGGCUGCAGCCGCGCAGUACGCGCUCGCGGUCAGCCUCACUUCGUCGCAGAACGACCUCGUGCAGCUGGAGAUCGAUGAGGACAACAGCGUCCUCAGGAAAACAAGGGACGCCGUGAUCACGCUCCAAGGAGUGCUGGAGGGGAAGCACGACAAAGAAAUCGAAGAGAAUCUCGAAAAGCACAACGUUUCUAAGGACGGUUGGUGGUCGUCUCUCUACAAAAUGAUUGAAGGACUUGCCACGAUGAGCCGACUCACUCGCAACAAGUUCCAUCAAGGGGAUGAUUUUGAUGACCGAACCACAAUCGACUGGGACCAAGCCGGCAUGUAGGCCGGAUCUCAGCCCGUUGCCAUCUGCAGGAAUGAUUUAGGUCGAAUAAAAUCUUGGACCUGCCGGAGAAUCAGCCAUUCUUGCAGGGAAUUAUUGAACAUGAAAUGAGUCUGUUGUUGAGACUUUCCACAGCUGUAACAUCCUAGUUUUUGUUAGUAAAUUUUGAGGCCCUUUGAUUAUUUUACCACUUACUAAAUUCAUGUCAUUUUCCACAAAAAGAUGUACUCCUAUUUGAAUAUAUACUUUUUAGAUACUGUCAGAAAAACUUGGAGGGAAAACUGUACUUCAAGAAUUCCUCCAUUUUUUCUAUUGGGAUUCAUUUAACCUUUAGUUUCGGUUAAAA
Molecule: messenger RNA, 5540 nt
Organism: Salvia hispanica
Lineage: Eukaryota; Viridiplantae; Streptophyta; Magnoliopsida; Lamiales; Lamiaceae
Product: ABC transporter C family member 2-like
Biological process (GO): transmembrane transport
Cellular component (GO): membrane
Molecular function (GO): ATP hydrolysis activity; ATP binding; ABC-type transporter activity
Source: RefSeq, a predicted model, not a curated record